This is a messenger RNA of Medioppia subpectinata, 531 nucleotides long. The record is from the annotation of a GenBank genome assembly. Lineage: Eukaryota; Metazoa; Arthropoda; Arachnida; Sarcoptiformes; Oppiidae.
GAAUUCUGUGUUAUAUAACUGCAGUAUAUAUUGAAUUGAAAUUGAUUUGAUAUUAUAGUUGAUAAAAUGUUAUUGAAAUACAGUGUAAUCGUAGCGAUAUUUUUAUGCCAACAAUUUCCAUACAAUUGGGCGCAAUUCAAAAGGGCGUCCCGGGAGUGGAAGUUUGAUAACUGCAGUCUCACUAACGGCGAUGAAUGCGCUCAACGGCUAUACCUGUUUGGGUACCGAAACAUUAACGCUAAGACUUCGGUCAGAAAUUUGCCCGAAAUGAAAGAAUAUUGUCAGGAGACCCGACAGGCGGAGAAAUGUGUGAAACAGUGGUCACAGAAAUGUCUGAAAUCAUUUGAGAAACAGUGCCUCAAUUUAUUGGUUUCGGGCGCAACACAGAGCAGGAAAUCUCUUUGCACUUUCAAAGGGCAACAGACAGUGAACACUCAACACGACUGUAUGGAUCAAUUCAAACAAGAUAUGAACCAAAUACUAGUCGUCGACGAAAGUAAUCUUAGACUUAAGCUCCGGUGCGGCUGUUGG